AUGGAUAUAGAUGGCGAGUCGGCCCGGCCUGGGCAGCAUAUAGAUGCCGGCGAAAAGAGGGGCCCAAAGUACCGACAUGCGAAUGUUUAUGAUGCCGUUGCAGCAACCGAUAAAACUUUCAAUAAAUCUUCAUCUCUAGCCAAUGACUACUAUGGCACCUCUUCGACACGAAUAUUCCCAGCUGUUUCCCCAGAAGAAGUUUUAUUUCGGAAACAAAACGCCCCCGUAAGAUACAUGGAAAAUGAUUUUUAUUUUGCCAACGAAGAUAUACCUGAGGACCAGCCCUUGCCGGAUUCCGACCUGCUCAAGGCUAUUCAUGCAUACACUUCAGACCUGUACGCAAAUAGGACGGUUGAUCGUGGCCAGUCGGUGUGGCGUAGCAUGGACGAAACCGCUUUGAUUGCGCUGGGUUUCUUGCUGGAAGAGGCAGCUGUGGAGGCUCUCCAAGAAACAGGAGACAUGGCCUUGGUGGAGGGCACAGUAUCCAGCGAUUGUGAUCCUGAAUGUGCCACAGGAGCACCUUCUGUGAGAUCCCGUGAAACAUCGGUUUCCGCAUUUAGUACGCGGUCUCGUAUCGAUGGUUAUGGUAGCGGAGGCUUCAACGAUGAUGCUACAACAUUGGCAUAUCAGCGAAAGAGCAAAAAGCGCCGGCGUUUAAGCAGUCUGUCAGCGACACGGUCAACUUCGAAGAAACCAGCUACUUGA
Molecule: messenger RNA, 705 nt
Organism: Nannizzia gypsea CBS 118893
Lineage: Eukaryota; Fungi; Ascomycota; Eurotiomycetes; Onygenales; Arthrodermataceae
Exons: 2
Coding region: 1-705 (234 amino acids)
Biological process (GO): nucleolar large rRNA transcription by RNA polymerase I
Cellular component (GO): RNA polymerase I upstream activating factor complex
Molecular function (GO): RNA polymerase I cis-regulatory region sequence-specific DNA binding
Source: RefSeq, a predicted model, not a curated record